UCAAUUUUACACCAUUUCCAUAUGAAAAUAGGUGUAGUUAAUUUUAACCAAAUUGAAGUGUAGUUCAGCACUAUUGAGAUUAAACCACAACCAUGCAAAUCGCGCUUGCACCGCAAAGAGUUAAAUUUCUCAAAACAGAGUGCAACAACACCAUACAUAUAAGAUUUCACUUACCAUGGAGUGCAUUCAACGACAAGCGUAAGCAUUUAUGGCAGGUUUGUUAUUUUGUUGCCAGUCCAAUUAUUAAUAGCGUGCCGUGAGAGUUAAUCACUUACAGAAUUUUUUACUCUUAUGCUUAUACCAAUUAAAGAAUUAUCUUACCUAUUGAUUACUCUGCAUAUAGUGUGUGAAUAUGUUUGUUAAAAUCGAGUUUAACAACAAUUUGAAGUGGAUUUCCGUUAACGUAGACGAGGCAACAUAUCAAACUUUUAUUUUGCAAGCUAUGCAAAAGUUCAAUAUCAAUGAUGUGGAUCCGAAUGAUGUGAUACUGUGUGACACAUCUGGAUGCCAGAUUGAAAACGAUGAUUUUGUCGAUUUCUUAAAAGGAGUAGAAAAGGGUUUUAUAUUUCGCAUUGUAAAUACUCGAAUAAAUACUGGUGCUGAUGCCAAUCCCUCUGCUCCAAGUAUUUCCAGUUCCAGCUCGACGAUUUCAGAGUCGACUACAAUAACUUUGAGUAGUGAAGAUAUAGUUACUAUCAACGAUUUGCAAGGAUUUAUUGUACCAACCUCGGUACCAAGUAGUUUUGAUAAAGAGGCCUUGCAAAACUUAUUAAUUCGCGUAGGAGCUACACAGAUUAUCACAGAAUAUGAAACAAAGAAACUUUUAACAAGAGGAAACCGAAGAUUGUUAGUGAACGUGAUUGUGUUAGAUAUGAUAGAAAAAUACGGCCAACAACCUUUAAAAUAUAUAAAGACUAUGUAUGCUAAAGCUAUUAUCGACCUCUUCCCGAAUUUGAGAGAUCCAUGCAGCAAAUAUGGCUAUGAAGCAUUUUAUAACCCCGACGAGCGAUCUGGGUACAUAGAUUGGCGUUUGAGAACUGUCAGAAGAUCUUCAAAAGAAAACAGGCCAGAAAUACCACAGAAAAAACCAAAACUGAAUGUUGAAGAGAUAAACCUUGAUAAUUUCCAAGAGGACAUUGACUAUUUAAAACACACCCAUCCUAAAGAUCCGGACCUAAUAGAGAAGUUCAAAGCGACAUUUUUGGCUAGACGAAAACUUUGCAACGAGACUAACAUCUUUCAAGAAUUUCCUAGGUUUUUAGACACUCCUGGACUGAUAUCUUUGGAUUUUGGAUUGCUGUAUCCCAACAAUGACUGCAUUAAUCUGGAGUUGCAAAUUUUGAAUAUAUCGGAAAAAGUUAAAAAUAUUUAUUGCAAUGAGAUAAACUCCGACAAUGAAUACCUAAAUCAAUUUGACGUCACAACUAAAACUUUGUUUAUGUUGAUCAAGUUGUUGCCAGCUACAUCCAAGGGACGCAAAAAGGCGGUGAACAGGGAAUCACUGCCAGAAAUUAGUAAAAGGCUUAUUGUAUUUAAAAAGAACAGUGAAUCACUCGAGGAAAUAAUUACUGCCAAAAAAACUAAUCAACCUUUUUUAAUCGCUUCUGGAUCUUCAGAGAAAGCGGUAGAUUACUACACUAUAUCGGUAGAUAAUAAGGUACUUGCGGUGGAAAGCAUUACUAAUUCUGGGCAAGCUUUUGACCUCCUUUUUAAAUCGUUUUUCGUUUUUAAUUUAACUUAUGACCCUACACUAGAAAUUUUCUAUAAAUUCAUUCAAGUGUUUUUUUACGGUAUAGACGAUAUUAAAAUCACGCCCAAUAUUAGAGAAUUGCGAUCAAAACUAUUAGCGCAAUAAUAAAUCUCGCCUUAUAAGCAAAUGCUAGUUUAUUUGAUUUUUGAUUUACUUAUUCCAGUACAAUGCUGGUUUGUUUUAAAUGUGCCAGUAAUUUUGAAUCUUUUCAAUUAUUGUCAAAGCAUUUAAGAAAACAACACUGUCUCUAUGAAAAUUUAACAAAUUUUGAACUGAUUUGCACUAAGUGCAAAUUAAAGUUCUAUACCUACUGCGGUUAUAAACGUCACACUCUUAAUUGUGUUGUAAGUUCUGAUAAUUUGACAGAAGUUUUCGAUACUGUAACCCAAGUUAAUGAUAAUGUACAAGUUCCUCUUGUACUACCUGCCGGAGUUGAACAACUGCAAGAUGAUAUACAUACUGCUAAAUGUGAAACUAAUAGUAACGUUACUGAAAUAUUUGACAAUACUGCAUCGAACUUUGAUUUUAAAGAAUAUUUGUUGGCAUAUACUACAAAGUUACACUCUUUGGGGAUUCCAGAAACAACCAUACAGAUUAUUUUUCAAUCCACACAAUUUUUAAUUGAAAAUGUUGUUGAUAAUAUUAUUGGAGAAACCAACGCUUAUUCAAACAGUAACAACUCUUUACAAUUAUUAGAUAAUUUACAAAACCGAAGUGCAGCAAUAAAGAAAGACAUUGAAUUGUUAAAUACUUCUUACAAACGUAACAAAUUAAUUCAUAAAUCAUUAGUCUUACCCAAACAAGUUACAAUAGGCAUACGUAGAGAUCAAGUAUUUGAUAAAUCUAGUCAGCAGUAUAUUGAGAAAAAUGUAACCAGUACAUUUUCUUAUGUACCUAUUCUAUCAACGUUAACAUCUCUUUUAACUUGUGAGCAAUAUUUUAAUUUAUUUGAACAACACUCUACUAAUUUAACGAGUAACGACGUGUACAUAAAUGAUAUUAAAGACGGUGUUUACAUUAAAAAUCAUAAUUUUUUUAAAAACCCUUGUAAUCUCAGAAUAAUACUAUAUUAUGACGAUUUCGAAACAACGAAUCCUCUGGGCAGUAAAACUGGAGCUCAUAAAAUUGGGGCUUUUUACUUCAGCAUAACCAACAUACCAAGUUAUUUAAAUUCUCAGCUAUCUCACAUACAUCUUCUUGCAUUGUGUUAUUCAUCAGACAUUAAGCAGUUUGGAAUAAAUGCUAUUUUAGAACCUAUUGUCAACGAUAUUAAAGUUUUAGAAACUCAAGGUAUUUUUAUCGAACCUCAGAAUAAAACAAUUUUUGGCUCGGUUGUUGCUUUAUCACACGAUAAUCUAGGUGGUAAUGUAUUAUUGGGAAUGGUUGAGAGCUUUUCAGCCAACAAUUUUUGCCGAAUUUGUACUGCUGAUAAAAAGACUUGCCAAUCAUUAACACGAGAAGAUGUUUCUUUACUACGGAACAUGAAUAAUUAUGAGCUUCAUUGUAAUCAAGCUAAAGAUGAAAAGCAAGUACUUGGCGUUAAAUGUCGUAGUGGGUUAUGUGACUUAAAAUAUUUUAAUAUUUUUGAUUCUGCUUCAGUGGAUCCAAUGCACGAUAUCCUAGAAGGCAUUGCUCCUUACGAAAUUAAAAUAUUCUUAAAGCUAUUGGUUGAUAAAAAACUAGCAACUAUACGUGAUAUUAAUUCGAGGUUACAAGCAUUUCCCUUUGGUAAAACAGAUAGGAAUAAUAAACCAAGUCCAAUAAUAUUAGAUAAACCAGGGCAUUUAAUUGGACAACGAGCUGCCCAAACGUGGUGCUUAAUCAGAUUUAUUCCAAUAAUAUUAGAAGAUCUAUUAGAUGACGAUUUAAAAGCAAAAUUUUAUUUAAUUUCUUCCAUAAUAUCAAUAACACAAAUUGCUCUUUCACCACGCAUAACUAAACUAGAACUAGAAAAGCUAGAACGCCUUAUUGAAAAUCAUCUUAAAUUCUUUGAUAAUAACUUUGAUGAACGCAGACUACCCAAACAUCAUAUGCUUCUUCAUUACUGUCGGAUUAUGAAAUCAUUAGGUCCAUUAGUUAAUCUAUGGACUAUGAGAUUUGAGGCGAAACAUGGAUAUUUCAAAAAUUUGGUACCCAAACUAAAAAAUUUUACGGCUAUUUGCAAUACGUUGUCACAUAAGCAUCAAAUAAAUAUGAGCCAUCAGUGGAAUAAUAAAAUUAUGGAACCCCAUAUGGAGUACGGGCCUAUGAUAAACAUUCUUGUUCAAAGCACAAUUUAUAAAUCGUUGUUUCCUAACCAAA
Messenger RNA from Photinus pyralis (common eastern firefly), 4051 nucleotides. RefSeq lists its product as uncharacterized. NCBI's taxonomy places the organism in Eukaryota, Metazoa, Arthropoda, Insecta, Coleoptera, Lampyridae. Bases 353 to 1855 code for a protein of 500 amino acids. The record is from RefSeq and is a predicted model, not a curated record. The transcript has 6 exons.